CCGCCCGCGCCCACAUUCCCCUCCUUCUCAGCCUCCGUAGUGCGUCUUCACAUAAAGCCAAGCGACGCGCCUAAGAGUGAUGACAUCAGAGGGCGCCGCUACUGCCGCCGCCGCCGCCGCCGCCGCCAUGAACAGCGUAGGGGAGGCUUGCACGGACAUGAAGCGCGAGUACGACCAGUGCUUCAAUCGUUGGUUUGCCGAGAAGUUCCUCAAGGGGGACGGCUCCGGGGACCCGUGCACCGACCUCUUCAAGCGCUACCAGCAGUGUGUUCAGAAAGCAAUAAAGGAGAAAGAGAUUCCCAUUGAAGGACUGGAGUUCAUGGGACGUGGCAAAGAAAAGCCUGAAAGCUCUUCUUGAUCUUGACAGUCACCUUGAAAAUGGACUCCUCAUAUCAGGAAAUUGAGGAGUUCUGGAUUUUGUCAAUUAAGGCUGUGAAGAUAGCCAUCAAUUUGAUGAGUUUAGGAGGGAGGAGUUUUCUUUCCUCUUCGAUGUUUUCCUCUCACUUGUAAAAGAUGAACCAUCUCUGCUUUGAGAUGAUUUCUCACUUGCUCUGGCAUCUUGCAGGAACUCAAUGUGCUAAAAUUGAAUGAUUUCUUGGGAUUAUGGUUGCAAUAUUUGAUCUGGCUUUAAAUAUACCUUGUAUGUAAAUACUGAUAAACUUGUCAGGAUGGUCAGGGUUGCCUGACCUCUUGAGUUAUGCUGCAUAGGAGAUUAGGCAAACUGUACUGGGGUAAUUGUUCAUAGAAGCAAUUGGCUAGGACCUCUGUUUUCUCUCAGGGAGCUAAUGCUCUGAAAAGGGAUCCCAGCACAACAGUUUCAAUCAAUGCUUGAGAACAGUUUUAUUUUUAUAUAGUAACUUAACUGUUAAGAUUGCUGAUGGACUGAGUUAGCCAAGAGGAGGACAGAUUUUAACAGUGUUAUCUCUCAGAUUCAGACCUGAAAGCUUCAAGAAUGUUGCAGUGAGCACCAUUUCAGAGCUCAUAGUGUAGAAUCAGGAAUUAAGAUCCUUGGAUUAACUAUGGAGGAAGAUCCUAAAUUAUAAAGAUUUGCUGUUGCCAGCUUUCAACCUAAGUCAAUGAAUUAAAUCAAUCUAUAUAUCAUAAAAUGCCAAAAUGCUGCAUCUGGUUAAAUAGGAGAAGAGUGAUUUGCCUUGUGUGCCCACCCUGCCCUGUAAUGUCUGUAAUCAUGAAGAUGGAAUAAACAGUAACAUUUAGCUCCUC
This is a messenger RNA of Diceros bicornis minor, 1221 nucleotides long. RefSeq names its product TP53 regulated inhibitor of apoptosis 1 (gene TRIAP1). The record is from RefSeq and is a predicted model, not a curated record. Lineage: Eukaryota; Metazoa; Chordata; Mammalia; Perissodactyla; Rhinocerotidae. The transcript has 2 exons. The coding region runs from base 80 to 358 and encodes 92 amino acids.